AUGGCAGAACUAAACUCGGAGCCUACCACUGCAUCUCAAACCCCCGAUCCAGGUGGCGUUGAGGGUAUCCAAGUAGCAGACGAGCAGCAACAAGAAGAAAGUACAAGCAGUCGAAGUUCUUCACCCGCGUCUUCCACCACAGAGUCGCUCUACGAGAUCCACUGUGAGAUUGCGAAAUCGCUCCGAGUGGCAUGUCUUUCUGGCGAUUUGAAAACCGCGCACUCGAUAUCCUCAGCAGCUAGGGCAGAUAACAAUAGACAGCUAAACAACCUUAUUGCCCAAAAACUCUUAGUCGAUGCUUGCGAGGCCGGUCGAGCUGGUGACUUGACAGCUCUCUCACGCUUGCUACAACAUGGAGCAAAGCUUCACAGGGCAUUAGUUGGGAGUGUCUUGUCAAAAAAGCCAAAGACUAAAGCCGUCGUGGAUAGGCUCGCUCAAGCAUUCGACAUACUCGAGGAUCACGGGCUAGACUUCAAAAAAAUUCCAGACAUUGACUCGUAUGCGACCGGUAAUGUCUUGAUGCUCGAGUUCUUGCUAUCAAGAGGGGCGGACCCGAAUCAGAUCUGUUGGAACGGAUUUCUUCCGCUACGGUUUUUCGAAACUUGCCGAGCGUGGGAACUCCUCAUGGAUUAUGGGGCAGAUAAGAAACGAUCUAACUUUUUACACAACGCAAUCCAUGUUCGUGAGGAUGCAAGAUGUAUUGCACUGAUGGAGUUGGCAAUUAGCAAAGGUGUAGAAGUAAACGCUCCUGCUGGCAUGGUAGAAGUAAGCAAACCCACAGUAGGGUAUAUGAAGGCAACUAGGUGGAUUGGAAAUAGAGGCACUGUUCUCCACUGGGCCAUAAAUGGCCGGAAAGUCAGUCGUGCUCUACGAAUAAAGUGGUUGUUAGAUUAUGAAGUAGAUCCCAUGAUCGAAAACGCGAAAGGAGAUUACCAAGAAUUCUUAGUUUAUAGCGUUGUGUUGACUGUCGACAGAAGUCCAAAGGAUAUAGCAGAUGUUGUUGAGAUUCUUGGGGGAAGUGCAACAAGAGGAUUAAAGACGAUAGAUCCUAGCGCUAAGCUACCCCUGUUCGCCAAACCACCAAAAAUUUAUUCCAUUCGCAUCGCAACAGCAAUAUCGCAAACCAAAACCACAACCGUCAACUCAGUCAGUCCGCCGCCAACCUCCUCACAAACCAGUACGUCCCUCUCGCCUCCUCCCCUUCCUUUCCCCCAAACUCUCAUCCCUCUAACAUCCCCCAGACAACCUGCAACCAUGCAUCUCAUGUACACGCUCGACAGCACCGGCAAGCGGAUCUACACACUCAAGAAAGUCGCAUCAGGGGAAGUGACCAAAUCCGCACAUCCAGCACGGUUCUCGCCCGAUGACAAGUAUUCGCGCCAUCGGGUGACGUUGAAGAAGAGAUAUGGGUUGCUUUUGACGCAGCAGAAGGAUUUGAAGGUUUUGGGACAGUAG
This is a messenger RNA of Glarea lozoyensis ATCC 20868, 1455 nucleotides long. RefSeq names its product Nop10-like SnoRNP. Gene Ontology annotation, biological process: rRNA pseudouridine synthesis; snRNA pseudouridine synthesis; ribosome biogenesis. Bases 1 to 1455 code for a protein of 484 amino acids. Lineage: Eukaryota; Fungi; Ascomycota; Leotiomycetes; Helotiales; Helotiaceae. Gene Ontology annotation, molecular function: telomerase RNA binding; box H/ACA snoRNA binding. Gene Ontology annotation, cellular component: box H/ACA snoRNP complex; box H/ACA telomerase RNP complex. The transcript has 5 exons. The record is from RefSeq and is a predicted model, not a curated record.